UAUUAUUGUGUACUGCGAGAGUUAUUAACCAUUAUGCAAUUUUAAAAAAUUGCCAAUUUGGUUCCCUUUAAACCCAACCGGACUCGUGCGAGUGAGGUUCACUUUAAAAAAUUGUUGCCAAUUUGGUUCACUUUAUACACUACAUGAUGAACUGAUCAAGACGGAGCAGCUUCUGAUUCACGCUACACUUUUCUUGACAAAAAGCCUUUUGAUUCUUAUUACUAUUCGAUUCCUGGACCAAAGUCCCUUUUAGUUGUUAGGAACUGUUACUGUAUUAUCAACCCAAAUACAACCCAUUUCGCUUAGAAACACAAAAAUAUACUUGUAAUUUCUACAACCGAAAUUGCUGUGCUGAUCCUUCAAUGCGUACAAUGGCGGCGGCGGUGGUUUUGCGGUGGUUAAUUGUCGUCGGAGGCGUCGCCGCCACGGCUUUGCUACUUGCCUGCCGCGCUUCUGACGAGCCUCUAGUUUCCCGAAUUGCCUUUGGAUCAUGCGCUGACCAAAGUGCUCCCCAGCCUAUUUGGAAUGCAAUAAUCAACUUUGAGCCCCAAGUUUUUAUUUGGCUGGGUGACAACAUUUAUGGAGACACUAGGCGCCCCUUCAAGUUUAUUGGGAAGGAAAGAACAAUUGGGCCGUGGAAGAAUGCUCCAAGGUUUUUCCCCUCCUCCGAGCAUGAAAUGCAGUCCAAGUAUAAGAUGGCUAAGAGCAAUCACGGUUACUCUCGUCUUAGAAAGAUGACAAAGGUAAUUGGCACAUGGGAUGAUCAUGAUUAUGGACUAAAUGAUGCAGGAAAAGAAUUUGGUGGGAAAAUUACAAACCAAAGGCUUCUACUUGAUUUUUUGGAUGAACCCCAAGACAGUCCACGGCGCAAACAGGCUGGUGUGUACGCAUCAUACACAUUUGGCCCUGUGGGUAGACAAAUCAAGGUUAUUCUCUUAGAUACUAGAUACCAUAGAGACCCUUUGUCCAGCGAUGGAAAUAUUUUGGGGAGUUCGCAAUGGACAUGGUUGGAGAAAGAGUUGAAUGGUCUUCCGUCAGCCAUUACUGUUAUUGGUUCUUCUAUUCAGGUCAUCUCAAAUCUUUCAGCAACUACCGGCCCUUUGUUUUAUAUGGAGUCUUGGGGACGUUUCCCGAAGGAGAGGAAUCGUCUUUUUAAAUUGAUAUCUGAUAGUAAGAGAAAUGGAGUCUUCUUUAUAAGCGGAGAUGUUCACUUUGGAGAAAUUACACGACAUGAUUGUGCUAUUGGUUAUCCCCUGUAUGACAUAACCUCAAGUGGGCUUACUCAAGCUGUUGAGAAGACAGUCCCACCCCCAUUACAUUUCAUAGUGAGAUUUGUGGCAUGGUUGACGCCAACUACAAUGAGAGUUAUGGACAAAAGUUGCAGAUUCAGGUCAUGCACAUAUGGACAACCGAAUUUUGGAGCAAUAGUGAUAAAUUGGGAUGCUACUCCAGUGAGUUUGAAAGUUGAAGUGAGAGAUGCAAAUGAUUUGCCUGUUACGAGUGUGAAUAUCUCCCUAUUGGAACUCCAAGCCCAAAGAAUAGACUCUAAUACCACGAGGAAAGCAAGAGGAUCUCAGAAACACUGUUCUCUUGAAGUCUCUCUACCGUGGAUGGUCAGAUAUCGCUUGGCUAUUUUGUUCUUUUUUGCUUUAGCUGUGUUUCUUCUUGCUGUGAUAGCACUCAGUUAUGUGGUUGUAUCAAUGUGUGUGCAAUGCUUGUCCAAGUGCAAGAUUGAUUGACUGAUUGGGGUAUGCUAAUUUACAAUCAACUAAUUCAGAAGUAUACGGUCACCGAGGUCUAGUAAAUUUCUUUACUUUUUAUUUGUAAUUUUGACUUGUUAUCCGGAAUUUGCAUUAUCAAUGUCACAGUUCCAGAUUGAUUAUGUCACCAUGUUGUAGAAGCAAUGAUAAUACACAUAGAUACAAUGUAUUGAACCAAGAGGUAAAUUGCAAAUAUCUAUGUUUGUGUAAUAUGUGUACAACUGCAAAAAAAAUUGAAUUUAAGCUAUAAUACAUGUA
This is a messenger RNA of Cornus florida, 2018 nucleotides long. RefSeq lists its product as uncharacterized. NCBI's taxonomy places the organism in Eukaryota, Viridiplantae, Streptophyta, Magnoliopsida, Cornales, Cornaceae. The record is from RefSeq and is a predicted model, not a curated record. Bases 363 to 1739 code for a protein of 458 amino acids. The transcript has 9 exons.